Aureobasidium melanogenum CBS 110374 is the source of this 1038-nucleotide messenger RNA. Its product is annotated as nucleotide-diphospho-sugar transferase. Gene Ontology annotation, biological process: protein N-linked glycosylation. The coding region runs from base 1 to 1038 and encodes 345 amino acids. The transcript has a single exon. NCBI's taxonomy places the organism in Eukaryota, Fungi, Ascomycota, Dothideomycetes, Dothideales, Saccotheciaceae. The record is from RefSeq and is a predicted model, not a curated record. Gene Ontology annotation, molecular function: glycosyltransferase activity.
AUGUCGAAGUUGAGCGUCUCAUCGCCAAAAGUGCUGGGUCUGCUCGCCCUCCUCUUCCUAGCUUCCUGUCUCGUAACCCUUUCUUUUCGCUCUUCUCCUUCAGGAUAUUACGCUCGACAAGGGACGCGACUGUCUCACCAUGGAUCCAAAAAGGUUACGCCCAAUGUAGCCUUUGUGACCUUCCUCGGUGCAUUCACUGGCGACAUAGACCCUAACAAGCCUGAAAACGACGACGAUGAUGGAUACUACGUGUCCACACGCGUACUGGGCUAUCAGUUGAUGCAUUCAGUCACUGCAGGCACCAACGCCUCUAUCCCUUUCGUCGUCAUCGUCACCGAUGAAACCCACCCACGCAAACGAGCCCGACUGGAAAAAGACGGCGCCAUUGUAAUCGAAGUCGAGCGCAUCUCACCCGGCUGGGCUAUUCCAGGCGACCCGCGUUGGAAAGACAUGAUGACCAAAUUGCGGCUUUUCGAACUUACCCAGUACUCCAAGAUUUGCUAUAUCGAUUCUGAUCAUUUGGUUACUGAGAGGCUUGAUGGGAUCUUCUAUGAUGAAGCUACGAUUACGCAACAUACAUCCCAAGAACCGAAUAACCAGAAGGAGGAUGAGGCAGCAAUGCCUAGGACGUACAUGAUGGCUGCGCAUGCCGAUUACUGGGGCUAUGAUCAUCCAUACCCACCUCCCACGGAUGAAACAUACAUGAACUUUGGCUUUGCAGUGUUCUCACCUUCAGUCGCGCUGUUCAAGUAUUACCUCUCCGUGUUGGCUGUACCGGGACGUUUCGACAUGGGCAUGCAAGAGCAGAGUUUGAUCAAUUACGCACAUAGGCGUGAUGGAAACAUGCCCUGGAAACCGCUAUGGCAUGGCUGGAAUGUAAACUGGCCAACGGAGAAAGAUUGGAAAGCCGGGGCAAAGAGUUUCCAUGCCAAGUAUUGGGAUACUGAUCCUAGUCAUGAUAAAUUGCUGAAGUCGAUUUGGAGAGAACAGAGAGCGGAGAUGGAAGGCUUUUAUCGUGGCAGAGAUGGUGGGAAGUGA